Pseudocercospora fijiensis CIRAD86 is the source of this 1744-nucleotide messenger RNA. RefSeq lists its product as uncharacterized. Lineage: Eukaryota; Fungi; Ascomycota; Dothideomycetes; Mycosphaerellales; Mycosphaerellaceae. Bases 121 to 1638 code for a protein of 505 amino acids. Gene Ontology annotation, molecular function: nucleobase transmembrane transporter activity. The transcript has 3 exons. The record is from RefSeq and is a predicted model, not a curated record. Gene Ontology annotation, cellular component: plasma membrane. Gene Ontology annotation, biological process: nucleobase transport; transmembrane transport.
CUUGAGGUCCGUCAGGAGCCAAGUUCUUUCGCAACCACCAAGAGCGCCUCCAAUGCCGACUUCGACCCCAUCCCACCAUCGAAGCGAACAUGGAAUUGGGGCGCAUACGUUGCAUACUGGAUGGCUGAUGCAUGGGCUGUCUCGAAUUGGGAAGUCGCCUCCUCCAUGAUUAAAGUUGGUUUGAGCUGGAAGAUGGCAAUUGGUGCCUGCGUCCUCGGCAACACUCUCAUGGGCCUCGUGAUUACCAUUAAUGGUCGCAUGGGUGCUACUCUCCAUACUCCAUUCCCGGUCCUUGCGCGCAUGCCUUUCGGAUACUACUUCAGUUACUUCGUUGUCCUCUCGCGCUGCGUACUUGCCAUUGUCUGGCUCGGUGUCCAGACUACCACAGGCGGCCAAUGCAUGGAGGUUUUGCUCACAGCAAUCUGGCCCAGCUUUGCGAACAUCCCGAACCACAUCGCAGACGGUGAGGGCAUCACGACUGCUGGCAUGGUCGCCUUCUUGCUCUACUUCCUGCUCCAGCUGCCGUUCCUGUGCAUUCCUUACACGAAGGUACAAUACUUCUUCGCGUUCAAGUCUGUGAUUGCACCGAUUGUCUUCUUGGCUGUCUUCGGCGACACCCUUCGCAGGGCCGGCGGAACCAUCGAUCACAGCACCGUCAUCACUCAAGGUACCACUGUCAGCGGCUCAGUCCUUGCCUGGGCUUUCUUCUCCAACCUCAACGGAGUUUUGGGCAACUACGCCACUCUGGGUCUCAACAUUGCUGAUUUCUCCCGAUAUGCCAACAAGCCCAGCGCGCAAAAUGUGCAAGCCGUCGUCAUUCCGAUCAUCUUCACCAUCGUCGGCCUCCUUGGAAUCUUCACCGCUGCCUCCGCUCAGACGGCGUACGGCGAGGUGAUGUGGAACCCAAUCAAGAUCAUCAAUCUCUGGAUGGCAUCUGGAUCUCACGCUAGCCGCGCUGCUGCUGCCUUCGCUGCCAUCGGUCUGAUCAUUGUCACUCUUGGUAUCAACAUUUCUGCCAACUCGAUCAGUGCCGCAAAUGAUCUCAUGGCGUUCUGUCCCAAGUACAUUAACAUCCGCCGUGGUCAAAUUCUUGCUGCCUUCAUUGGUAGCUGGGGUUUCGUCCCGUGGAAGAUUCUUGCGUCGGCUGCCAAGUUCCUUGCUUUCCUCGGCGGAUACACCAUCUUCUUGGGCCCAAUGACCUCCAUUCUCAUCUGCGACUACUUCAUCGUUCGCAGGGGCAAUGUCUCCGUCCCAGACAUGUACAACUUCCACGGCAUGUACCGCUACCAUCCCAAGCUCGCAAGCAACUGGAGAGCGGUCCUAGCUUUCUUCAUCGGCUGCAUUCCACCACUUCCUGGCUUCGUCGACAACAUUGUCCAGGCAGGUCAUGGUACCACGAGUGUUUCGAUCGGCGGUCAGCAUUUGUUCGCGAUCGGUUACAUUUACUCUUUCUUUGCGGCAGGUAUCUUCUACUGGCUGUUCAAUCGCUUUGCUCCACACAACGAGUCGAUGAUGGAUCAUCCAGAGACUGGCGAGGACAUCAUCGCCCAGAACGAUGCCCACAAUGUCGAGGAGCGACGAGCAAGCUAUGCUGAGGGUCACAAGCCAAGUCUUGUGGCAAGAGCUUUCCAGGUUUAGACGAGUGAUACCCAUGAUGUAUAUGACAGGAUGAUUGGUUGUAAAAAGAUUUCUUUUAUUUGCGGUAGAUAGAUACGUUGUAAAGAAUAUGCACUUUGCAAAAGCU